Messenger RNA from Plasmopara halstedii, 645 nucleotides. RefSeq lists its product as uncharacterized. NCBI's taxonomy places the organism in Eukaryota, Oomycota, Peronosporomycetes, Peronosporales, Peronosporaceae. The transcript is spliced from 2 exons. The coding region runs from base 1 to 645 and encodes 214 amino acids. The record is from RefSeq and is a predicted model, not a curated record.
AUGGAGGCACAUCUCUUCGACAACUCCGUGACUGAAACAUGGCGCAAGCACACAUGCUUAGAUCUUCAACAUGCACUGGAUGAAGUUGGAACGCGGGUAACCACCGACGUCCAAGAUCAACGUAAAUUUGAUUAUGCUUUACUUCCGACGGAAUUACCCGUCUCUAUCCGAGAAAAAGUCACGAAGAUUCUGCACGAGGGAAAAGGCAAGGAGUUGGCGCUUAAAACAGCUGUUAUCACAAAAGCUCCUUGGCAGCACCUAUUGGAGCAUCAUGUAGCUCGAUUGAUGCAGCAAAUGCGCUCACAACCAGAACAAUUUCGAAUCUUGCUUCUGGUUGCUGCAUCUGUACCACGUAGCGAUGUUGUCGAUAGCGAUAGUUUGACUCAAACGUGCGUGGAUGCCCAUAAAGCUUAUCGCCGAAUUCGUCGAGCAGCAAUGACAUUGGGAGAAGAGACUUUUCAUAUGGUUCAUAAGAUCGUUAGACGUAGCGAGAUUAACGGCGUUCUUCCACAUGCCGCACAUAUGAUUCGCUUGUUAUCUUUAUAUAAACUACAAUUGCGGCAGCAUGUCACUAUACGCGCAGUAGUCGAGUGUAUUCAACAACAAGGCAGGGAAUAUGCAUACGCUAGAUCGGCGACAAGUUAA